AUGGCUCCCGAGGGAUUACUUGCAGUUCUGAGUGUUUGUUGUGUAGCUUUGGCCUCGGCCGGAUUUGGCCUUGGCGGUGCCAGUCUCAGCCUUGGUGGAUCCUCUUUUGGCCUGGGAUUGACAAUGGGAAGUGGUUCUGCGAAUGGCGGUCUCUUCGGGCAUGGCGUCUCAACGCACGGAUUGGGAAUGACCGCUGGUCAUGGAAUGUUGGAAUCUGCUGCAGCUGGAGCUCUACAUUCGGCGGGUUCCUCUGCUCUAUCUCUAGAAGCACACGCAGCAUCGGAAGUUGGGACAUCGAGUUCUUACAGUGGUUCCAGUUCCUCAACACAUAAUUCUGCAUCUCAAAGCACAAUGCCUAAUCAUCUGAGUCUCGGACUUGCUGCAGCUCAUGGGGAUCUCUUAUCUCUUAUGUCUGGAUCUGCUGGAGUCGUUCAUGGAUCAUCAGUAGGCUCCGUUGUAGGCAGUGGAUCACACCUGGUCGCAAACAAAAUUGUAAAUGCGGCUGAAGCCGGAGCUUCUGCUCUUCAUUCUGCGGGUACUUCUGCUUCAACUUUUGGUGCUCAAAACUCUGGAAAUAUUGCCAGCGGUUUAGCUGGCAUCGGAGCAUCCAGUUCAUACUCUUCUGCAAUGAAAUCCGGAUCUCAUGGCAUGAGUUCGAGCAUCGAAUCUUCAGGAUCCGUUUUAGGGAGUGGAUCUCUCCUGGGCGCCAACAAAGUUGUGAAUGCUGCUGAAGCCGAAGCUUCUGCUCUUCAUUCUGCGGGUAUUUCUGCUUCCUCUCUGGCUGCUCAAAAUACUGGACACGUUGCAAGCGGUCUUGCUGGAAUCGAAACAUCUAAAGUUAGUUCAUAUUCUUCAUCAGUGAAAUCUGGAUCUCAUAGCAUGACUUCUGAAGCUUCUGGAGUCGUUCAUGGAUCAACUGUGGGCGCCACAGACAAGUUGAUAGGAUCUGCUGGAGCUGGAGCUUCUGGCCUUCAUUCUGCAGCUAUUUCUGCUCACAACAAGGAAUACAUUGGCGGCGGUCUAGCUGCAAAUAGUGAAAGUUCUGAAAGCAUCAAAGCUUCUGGCUCCGUUGUAGGAACUGGAUCUCACCUGGUCACAAACAAAGUUGUAGAUUCUGCUGAUGCCGGAGCUGCUGCUCUUCACUCUGCAGGUCUUUCUGCUGCCUCUUUCAAUGCACAAAAUACUGGACAUGUUGCUGGAGGAACAGCAUCCAGUUCGUACUCUUCGUCAGAGAAAUCUGCAUCUCAUAGCAUGAAUUCUGAGAGCAUGAGCAUCAAAGGUUCUGAAGUCGUUCAUGGAGCAAAUGUAGGCUCCGUAAUAGGUAGUGGAUCACACCUGGUCGCUAACAAAGUGAUCAAUUCCGCUGAGGCUGCAGCUUCUGCUCUUCACUCUGCAGGUCUUUCUGCUUCAACUUCGGGUGCUCACAGCACAGGAUUUGUGGCCAGCGGUCUUGCUGCAACCGCUGGAAAUAGUGCAUCCAGCUCAUACGCUUCAUCAAUGAAGUCGGGAUCUCAUGGCAUAAGUUCUGGAAGUGUGAGCAUCGAAGCUGGAUCGUCUGUAGACUCUCUUCUUGGCAAUGCUGGAGCUGCGGCUUCGUUUCUACAUUCUCCAGGUUCUGCUGCUGCAUCUCUCGGUACACUUACAAUCGAAAAGACGGUGGGCGGUCAUGCUGGCUUGGGAGCCGCUGGAGCUGGUGUAUCUGGUUUGAACUCCUGGCAUCUAAGCACGAAUGGCUUUGGAGCAGGACACGGACUAUCAGUUGGCUCUGUUGGGGGUAGCGGAGCACAUGAGGCCGCUGCGUCACUUAUGCAAGGCAUUUCAAGCGCUCUUCUUGGAGCUGGCGCCUCGGCAUUGUCGCCUGUUGGUUCAGGAAGCGCAUCUCUUAAAGGGCAAGGCGGACACUCACACUCGCUGUCCUUUGGAGGCAGUCACUCGUUUGGGGCUGCAGCAAAUAGCGAUGCCAGCUCAGGAUUUGAUUUUUCGGGUACCAUUGGAAGCACCAUGAACCACGCUGGCGGAUUUUUGAUCGGUUAGUCUCCGAUACUAAUCCAAAACUUAAAUUUUUGUAUUUCUUAGUGUUAUUUUAGUUUGGCCUUAAACAUAAUUA
Drosophila guanche is the source of this 2107-nucleotide messenger RNA. Its product is annotated as fibroin heavy chain. NCBI's taxonomy places the organism in Eukaryota, Metazoa, Arthropoda, Insecta, Diptera, Drosophilidae. The transcript has a single exon. The record is from RefSeq and is a predicted model, not a curated record. Bases 1 to 2034 code for a protein of 677 amino acids.